Messenger RNA from Eupeodes corollae, 1389 nucleotides. RefSeq names its product sodium channel protein Nach (gene ppk18). The record is from RefSeq and is a predicted model, not a curated record. The transcript has 7 exons. The coding region runs from base 1 to 1389 and encodes 462 amino acids. Gene Ontology annotation, molecular function: ligand-gated sodium channel activity. Lineage: Eukaryota; Metazoa; Arthropoda; Insecta; Diptera; Syrphidae. Gene Ontology annotation, biological process: sodium ion transmembrane transport. Gene Ontology annotation, cellular component: membrane.
AUGUAUCAUAAAGUACGACCUAAGAGUUUGCAAAACGAGAAAUAUCACCCUCAACUUGCUGCCGAUAACGUAACCGAAUUGGCUGAUAAAUUACUUGCCUUUGGUGGAUUACUUUUAUAUCCUUUUGAUUCAUAUUCUACCGUUAAUCAAGAACUUCAAAAUCUUAAUGAUUUAUUAGUUUAUAAAUAUGGCAAUGGAACAUAUCCAACACGAAAUAUUAUUCGUCGUUUAGCACCAAAAUGUGAUGAUAUAAUAAAACGUUGUGUACUAAAAGGAAAAGUUUUGAAAUGCAGUGAAGUUUUCUUCUUGAGGACAACAACAUCUGGAGUUUGUUGUUUAUUUAAUUAUAGACGAGUUAGUUAUACUGAUGACAAAGAACUCCACGAGCGCGAAGUAAGAGCUUACAAUAAGAGUAGCAAAAUCCAUUUUGACGCUUCGGGGUACCUCAACUCACUACAGUUGGUUCUUCAAGACAAUCCUGAUGACUACACUUUGAAAGAAUACCCUUCCGAUGUCUUUAGGGUUCUACUGUUUUAUCCAGAAAACUAUCCUGAUACCGAGAUCGGAAGUGUAAUCCGUACCUUAGUCGCAUACAAUGAGGAAACAGAAAUUUCAAUUCAGCCUGAAAUUCUUGAAGGUUCCGAUAGAAUGAGACAAUUUUCGGCAAAAAUGAGACAUUGUUAUUUCUUAGAAGAGGGACAACAGUUAUUGCAACAAAAAUUUUACUCCUUUAGUGAAUGCAUUUUAAAUUGUAGAACUAUCAGUGUUGUAAAUCAUUGUGGCUGUGUUGUGCCAGUUUUGCCAGGAUUCAUAGGAGGGGUACCUUACUGCGUUCUUAUAGAUGUACCAUGUAUAGCAUUAUGGAAGUCCAUCUGGUGGCAAUGGAAUGCAUUUGAUUAUGUCUCCGAGAAAAGACAACCACAACCAACUUUGGAACUAUGUAAACAUUGUCUGCCAAGUUGUGAUGUAGUAAGCUACAAAGCGAAUGUUAACUCAAGACCACUGAAUAUUCCACCAAAUGGAGCUAAUUUUUCAGCAGGCUUACUGAAUGGUUUGUCCCCAACGAAACCGACAACAGCAAUCAGAUUUUUCUAUCAAUCGGCGUUUUCACAAGUCAAAACACAUGACAUAAGCGGUGAUUGGGUUGUACUUUUGGGUCGAUAUGGAGGAAUCUGUUCUGUGAUGUAUGGAUUUAGUAUUGUUGCCAUUAUUGAACUUUUAUACUUUGUCACUGGAAAAUGGUUUGCUUUAUGGUGGAAAGCAAUUGUUCAAUGCUACAGAAAUCGUCAGUUGCGAAAAGUUGCAAGUGCAAAACAUCAAGACCUCUAUUGGAAUGAAUUGAAACCAAAAGGAGCUUUUGCGAUGAGAGAAAAGCUAAAUGAUUUUUAA